Messenger RNA from Ochotona curzoniae (black-lipped pika), 2351 nucleotides. It is a transcript of the gene PLAU, whose product is annotated as plasminogen activator, urokinase. Gene Ontology annotation, molecular function: serine-type endopeptidase activity. NCBI's taxonomy places the organism in Eukaryota, Metazoa, Chordata, Mammalia, Lagomorpha, Ochotonidae. The record is from RefSeq and is a predicted model, not a curated record. Gene Ontology annotation, biological process: plasminogen activation; regulation of cell adhesion mediated by integrin; fibrinolysis. Bases 114 to 1415 code for a protein of 433 amino acids. The transcript is spliced from 11 exons.
GCGGAAUCUGGAGCCCUGGUUCCCUCCUGAGAGUCCGCCUUUAUCCGCAGCACUGGUCCACGUCCUCCAGCCACAGCCACUGAACCGCCGUCUGGAGCCUUUACCUCAUCACCAUGAGACUCCUGCUGGUAUGCCUGCUCAGCAGCACCCUGAUUGUGAGCGACUCGGAAGGAAGCAAUGAACUUCACCGAGUGUCUGAUGCUUCACACUGCAGCUGUCUGAAUGGAGGAAAAUGUGUGUUCUACAAGUACUUCUCCAACAUCUGGCGGUGUGACUGUCCAAAGAAUUUCCAAGGAGAGCACUGUGAGAUAGAUAAACUAGAAACCUGCUAUCACGGGAAUGGCCACUCUUAUCGAGGAAAAGCCAAUACUGACAUCAUGGGCCGGCAUUGCCUGGACUGGAACUCUCAUGCUGUCCUAAAGAAAACAUACAAUGCCCAGAGUUCUAAUGCCCUUCAUCUGGGCUUGGGGAAGCAUAAUUACUGCAGGAAUCCAGACCACCAGAGGAGGCCCUGGUGCUACGUGCAGGUGGGCCUACGCGUGCUUGUCCAAGAGUGCAAGGUGCAAGAGUGCUCUGUUGGAAAAAGGCCUACCCCUACUCCCAGUAAGCUGGAGUUUCAGUGCGGCCAGAAGGCUCUGAGGCCCCGCUUUAAGAUUGUUGGGGGAGAAUUCGCCACUAUUGAGAACCAGCCUUGGUUUGCAGCCAUCUACAGGAAGCACCGGGGAAGCAAUGACACUUACUUGUGUGGUGGCAGUCUCAUCAGUCCUUGCUGGGUGGUCAGUGCCACACAUUGCUUCAUCAAUAACCCAAAGAAGGAGAACUAUGUUGUCUACCUGGGUCGGUCCAGGAUCAACUCCAUGACACCUGGGGAAAUGAAGUUUGAAGUGAAGCGACUCAUCUUGCAUGAAGGCUAUAGUGCUGAUUCGCUGGCUCACCACCACGAUAUUGCCUUGCUGAAGAUACUUUCCAGCACCGGCCAGUGUGCAGAACCUUCCCGGUCCAUACAAACCAUUUGCUUGCCCCCAUCGCGUGGCGAUGUCAACUUUGGCUCAAGCUGUGAGAUUGCUGGCUUUGGAAAAGAGAAUUCCAUUGACUACAUGUUUCCAGAGAGGCUGAAAAUGGCUGUUGUGAAGCUGCUUUCCUACGAGGAGUGCCAGCAGCCCCAUUACUAUGGCUCUGAAGUCACCACCAAAAUGUUGUGUGCUGCUGGCACAAACUGGGAAACAGAUUCUUGUCAGGGAGACUCAGGAGGGCCCCUCGUCUGCUCCAAGGAAGGCCGCAUGAUUCUGACUGGGAUUGUGAGCUGGGGCAGUGGAUGUGCCGUGAAGUAUAAACCAGGAGUCUACACAAGAGUUGCAGAAUUUCUGCCUUGGAUCCGCAGACACAUUGGGGAAGAAAAUGGCCUCAUCCCCUGAGAACUCCAAGGGAAACCAAGGGAGGAGAUGGGGACCACCCACUUCCAUACUGAUCGUCCUUUUGGCAGUAGGGUCAUCUCCACCAGCCAUAAAUGAGAAAGUAGGUGGAUAGGCUCUACAAAGAUGGUUUUGCUUGUGCUGCCCAGCAAGACAAGUGACAGUAGCUGUAUACUCAGACCCCAGCCUGGGUGCUGGCCACCCAGACUCCCCUGGCCAGAGAGAAGGGGCAUUCCUAACUCAGCAUGGUAGUUUGUCAUUUUCUGGACUAAAGUCUCCUGGAGUUUAAAAAAAAAUGGCAUCUCCUAUGCAUAGGUGGAAAGAUUGCUAGCUCCCUCAACAAUGGUCAUUCAUGAGGCCCACUUUUGGGAAAUGAAUCAUUUCCCCGGUUAGGAAGUUGAUGUCUCUUGAUGGAGAUUGGCCCAUGUGGGAACAGCAGUCUGGGGAGUGGAGAUACUGAUGACUAAGGAAGGGUUCUGAUAUUCCAUAACUGUAUCAGGAAUUACUAUAUCAGAAUAUGUUUGUGCUUUGAUGUAUGGCCCACAAAUGUUAAGUGUGAGCAAGAGCUUGUGUAUUCCUGUAUCUGGCAAUAAGUAUAGAUAUUUCCUUAAAAUGUGUGAUACCACAAAGAGGGUCUGCUUGUAAAAUGUGUGAUACCACAAAGAGGGUCAACUCAGGUCUCUUUGGUCUCUCACAUGAUGAUGCCUGUGAAUGUAUCAUUCUGAGGUUCAACCUAGGACCAGCAUGAAAUGUUACCAUUUCAUUUCACGUGGAUUCCCUUUCUUGGCCAGUUACUCAUCAGCCUAAUUUAUCUAAUCUCACUGGGUGGGAUGAGGACCACUCCUGUACACUGAAUAUUUAAUAAUUAUAUUCUACUAUUUUAAUUUAUAUCUAUUUUUGUAACUCUGAAUAAAGACAAUAAAACUUGAUUUUUCUGAA